AUGAUCAAACCGAAAAAUGAUAAAUUAGCAUCUCUGUUGCAUUAUAAAGGUUUCAGGUUUGAGAAUUUCAGACCUUACAAGAAAGAAGAAGAAAUUCUCAAUUUAUAUUCAAUUGAGUCCCCAUUAUAUUAUAUCGCAUGGGAUAAAGUUGAUGAUCUCAAAAGAAAAUUCCCAAAUCUCGACAUCAAUAAAAAUAUAGAUGAAUUCACUCCACUUGAUUGCGCUCUUAAUUAUGGAUCAGAAUUAUGUUUCAAUUACUUGAAAAAUUUAGGAGCUGAAUACACAAAUAACUCAGAAAAAUAUGCUGUUCAAGGUGGAAACGAAAGCAUUUUUAUGCAUAUGAUAGAAGAAGGUAAAUCAUUUGAUAAAAUGAUUAAUAUAGCAUUGAGGUAUCGACACAAUGAAAUUGCUGAGUACCUCCAAUCAAAUUUUGGACAAACUCCUGAUUCAAUAGCACAAAGCAUGUAUUUUGGAAAUUAUGAUGUUGCAUCUUAUUUACUCUCUAAUGGAGCAAAUAUCAACGAUAUUUAUAUUCUCUUUCUUUUCACAAUUAUCGUUGUUUUAUGA
Trichomonas vaginalis G3 is the source of this 567-nucleotide messenger RNA. RefSeq names its product protein ubiquitination. The record is from RefSeq and is a predicted model, not a curated record. The transcript has a single exon. The coding region runs from base 1 to 567 and encodes 188 amino acids. Lineage: Eukaryota; Parabasalia; Trichomonadida; Trichomonadidae.